AUAAAACUAGUUGCGAUACCAAAUGAUCCUCAGUCUUCCAUCCAACGCUGCACGGCGCGCUAAAAAAAAUGCGGCUCACUUUCAUAACACUAACUUUCGGUUUGUCCGUUCUAACGGUCUCAGCCGGAAAAUUCCGGGUAAUCAGAGAAUGGAAACACUUGAAUUUCACAUGGCCAACCCGCGAUACCUACCAGAAUGCUCUAAGCGUAGGCGACUACGUCCCUGAGAACAACAUCCUGACCGGAAUAAAGCACUUCGAGGGGCACUUUUACGUCACCCUGCCGCGAAUGAAGAAAGGGGUUCCUGCUACCCUUGCUCGCAUCCCUUCUGGACCUACAACGGAUACGGCCCCCCUCCUCGAACCGUUUCCCUCCUGGGAGAUGAACAGGAUUGGAGAUUGCAGUGCCUUGCAGAAUGUGCAGAAUGUGGAGGUGGAUCCCAAAGGGCAGAUCUGGAUCAUAGAUAUUGGCAGGACGGAGACUCUUGUUGAGGGGGUGGUGAGGUGUCCUCCUAAGCUGGUGAUAUUUGAUAUUAAGAAGAAUAUGACGACUACGGCUUAUACGUUCCCGAAUAAUGUGGCUAGUUUGAAUUCCAGUUUUUUGUAUGACAUUGUGGUAGAUGAUACUGAUGCUGGAUAUGCGUAUAUAACGGAUAAUAGUGUAGCUGAUCCAGGCAUCAUCGUGUUCUCGGUGAAGGACCACCACUCGUGGAAGAUCCGGCACGCGCCAAGCAUGCGCGCCGACCCGACGGCGGCCACCUUCAAGGUCAACGACGUCACCGUCGACGCUCCCAUCAACGUGGCGGGGAUCGCGUUGGGGCCGCGCAUCCACGCCAGCGGGGACAGGAUUGUCGUCGACGAGGAUAGAGAGGUGUUCUACAGUCCUCUUUCGAGCUUGCACCUCUUUUCAAUAAAUACUAGCGUUCUCAGAGACGAAAUGAACGGAAAGAUGGAUGGCGAAUAUCAAGGAAACGUGAGAGAUUGUGGCAUCAAGGCUUCUCAGACAGCAGGUAUGGUCAUGGACAACAAAGGAACCUUGUACUACACCCUCCUAGGCACCAACAGCAUAGCAAAAUGGGACACCCAUUUACCAUUCCAGUCCGGCCAGAGGUUGAUCGCUCGGGACCAAAGAUUCCUGGAAUGGCCGAACUCCUUUACUUUCGACCAAAGCGGAAACAUCACCGUGCUGGUCAACAGGCUAGACAGGUUCCUGUACAACCGACUGAACAUUUCCGAGGCCAAUUUCAGACUCAUAAGCUCUUAUACGGGCGGCCGAAGCUACCUCUAUGACCAAGGAUACGAUUAUAAUGUGGAUCCCAAUAUAACCACGAGCACACCUACAGAUGAAUCAGCAGAUCCUGAUGUACUGCCAGCGUCAGACAAUGAUCCCUAUCUGAUUCCCCAACCUAUACCAGAACACAAGGAGCAGCCUGAAACGACCAAAGAACCGAACCCAGAACCAGAAGCCACCGCAGAACCAGAACCCACGACAGAACCAGGGCCUACUGCAGAACCUGAACCAUCUGCGGAACCUAAAUCAUCUGCAGAGCCAGAACCAUCUGCGGAACCUAAACCAUCUGCAGAACCAGAACCAUCUGCCGAACCAGAACCAUCUGCAAAACCAGAACCAUCUGCAGAACCUGAACCAUCUGCAAGACCUGAACCAAUUGCGGAACCUAAACCAUCCGCAGAACCUGAACCAUCUGCAGAACCUGAACCGUCUGCAGAACCUGAACCGUCUGCAGAACCUGAACCGUCUGCGGAACCUGAACCAUCUGCAGAACCGAACAGCAGCAACAUGGAUAAAAAUCAUAUGAGCCAUGACCAAAUGACUCAGGAGCAUAUGAAUCACACUACUGAUAUCGGCGAAGCUUCCAAAGUACAACAGUCAAGUGCCUCCAGAUUGUUUUCAAGUUUCAUUGGAGUUAUCUUUGCUUGUCUGUUUUUUAGUGUUUGACCAUCUACUUUUUGAUACAUACCUGAGUGGUAAGUUUAGUAAAGGAAAUAGUCAUGUGAAAUUUCAAAUGUAGUUAUUUACUGAUGCAUUGUUAACAAAGCUGAAAACAACUGGACAUUUCCAAACAAUCAAUACAGUCAUAUUUAUGGCUGAUGUCAGAUAGGUUACCUGCAUAGUUAGUAGUAGAAUGUUGUACAGAACUGUACAUUUAGGUAGGUACCUACCUAUCUAUAUUUUAUAAAUAUUAUGGUAUGUGUGAUUGUUGAAAAAUAAUGGGGAUGGUCUGCAGCUAUAUUUCAUGAGCUACCUAUUGUAAAAUAUGUUGUGAUAGAGUUAUUGAACCAUGUAUAAAAUCAAAGACUAUUGUGAUAUGAAUUGAAAGUAGUAAAUAUAUCUACCUAUAUAUUUUACGUGAAUAUCCACAUUUCCUACAGAUAAUGAAAUAAUAGUAAUAUAUUAUGACAAAUAUA
This is a messenger RNA of Phaedon cochleariae (mustard beetle), 2425 nucleotides long. Lineage: Eukaryota; Metazoa; Arthropoda; Insecta; Coleoptera; Chrysomelidae. The record is from the annotation of a GenBank genome assembly.